CGUAUAAUUUGCUGGAAAACCCUGUUUGCGUUUAUUUCGAUAUUGCGCUAUAAUUUUGCAGUGACUAUCGAGUGUAGUCAGCUCGCCAAGUGUUGUAAAACUUCGCUUUUUGGGCUAUCGAUAGCGCACCUGGCCCAUCACUAUUUUAGCACACGCCGCGUAAAAGUGACGCCGAUUUCAAUUUCAACUAAUUGCUAAAUUUGAAUAAAAACCUUGGAACAAUGGGCGAUGUGGACGAUUUCGACACCUUGUCCGAUGCCGACUUGCGGGCAAAGAUGAUUGCUCAGGGACUGCCGAAUAUUCCAGUUACAAACAGCAGCCGCAAAGUUCUGGUCAAGCGUCUGCGCGCCUCCCUUGGUGGCCAGGCGUCGCCGGCAGUCGCUGCCAGUCCCAAGAAAACCAACAAGCGUGAGACCAUUGCGCCGGCUGUGCCUUCGGCCGCAGCUCCAGCUCCAGCUGCUGCUUCUACUCCGGUGGACAAGCCAGAUGGAGUGAAGCCGGGCCCUGCAUCUACCAAAGCUCGGCGCACAAUUGCGUCCACAAUGAACGACAACAAAGCCGCUGACCGUCGUCGCCCUGAGGAGCUGGUGACCAAGAAACCAGCUGUUCCGGCUCCCACACAGACGCGUCGUAUCUCCACUUCCUCAGAAAAGCGGGAGGUAGUGUUAGAGCGUCCAGUCAAGAAGCCAGAGCCUAUCAUCGAGGAGCCUGCUGUGCCCAAGCGCACCAACUACCAUGAGAACACUUUGGAGGUCAACUCGAUGAUCGUCCUGGAGUCUGACGAAGAGGAGGACGAGCAGUUGGCACAGGCUGCUGACCUUGUCGAGCGACAGUACAAGGCCAAGGAAAACCCAAAACCCAGAUCGAAGCUGACGGCUACCACAACCAAUACAUACGAGUACGCCGGCAAGCCAGCUGUCUCGAUGGCCCCACUGGCCUACAGUAGCAAGGCCGUGGACCCUCCACGCAGACAGGCGUACGAAUCCUCUGCUGCUCCAGUUCUUAACAUGGCUCCGUCCAUCAUUGCUUCUCGUACACAGACGAGCAGCUCCUCAUACGACUAUCUCAGCAACCCCACCGGGCGCUACAGCAGCUAUGUGCGCUCGCCAGCCCAGAGCUAUGUGACCGCAGAGGCACCGGCCCCCCCUCUGGCCUACACUUCAGGCUACCGCCGUUCCCCACCACGUCAACCGUUUGCCAACGAGCUGAGCGACGAAAACGAGGAGGACGAUGGCCAGUACGAGAGCACCUUUGCUCGCAACUUGGCCCGUCUCCGUUCCGAACGGAUCGGGGACAGGAACAGUCCCUACAGCAGGCGCACCAUAGCCAGCACCGAUACUAUGGGCUAUGAGCCCCAAGCACGCCGCUCCCUGCGCCCCGAAGAGGCCAAUGUCUCCGUGGCCUUUCGUCGCUGGCUCAAUAGCUUGAACGAAGCCUACAAUCUUAAGUCUAAGAUGUUUAUAUUGUUCGUAGUUGUAUUGUUGAUUGGCGUCUAUCGCGUCUUCUACUAGACAAGAGCCUAGCCUUGUGAAUGAAUCUUAUCCUACAAAUUUAAGUUUGUUUUGACGUUUGAAUUGUUUGUGAAGAUUAACGUCAAUAUCCGCGGCCGAUGAAUUAGCUCUGUUUCAAUUUAAUUUUGGUGUGAGAUUGUCUAGCAUUAAGCUGUAUGUUAUCCGUGUUCCAAUAAAGCCCACUUAAAGAAGAA
Drosophila obscura is the source of this 1705-nucleotide messenger RNA. Its product is annotated as otefin. The coding region runs from base 222 to 1511 and encodes 429 amino acids. The transcript has a single exon. The record is from RefSeq and is a predicted model, not a curated record. Lineage: Eukaryota; Metazoa; Arthropoda; Insecta; Diptera; Drosophilidae.